Molecule: messenger RNA, 729 nt
Organism: Musa acuminata AAA Group (dessert banana)
Lineage: Eukaryota; Viridiplantae; Streptophyta; Magnoliopsida; Zingiberales; Musaceae
Product: small ribosomal subunit protein eS24z-like
Exons: 6
Coding region: 71-487 (138 amino acids)
Biological process (GO): translation
Cellular component (GO): ribosome
Molecular function (GO): structural constituent of ribosome
Source: RefSeq, a predicted model, not a curated record
UUUCGUAUGUGUCAGCCGCUUCGCCUUCUUCUUCUCCGUCGCCGCUCGCUGUAGACAGGAGCAACAGAAAAUGGCGGAUACGAAGGCUGUCACCAUCCGGACCAGAAAGUUUAUGACCAAUCGCCUCCUCUCCAGGAAGCAAUUCGUCAUCGACGUCCUUCACCCCGGAAGAGCCAAUGUCUCCAAGGCUGAGUUGAAAGAGAAACUGGCGAAGCUGUACGAAGUGAGGGAUCCCGACACGAUCUUUGUGUUCAAAUUCCGGACGCACUUUGGAGGAGGGAAGUCGACCGGCUUCGGUUUGAUCUACGACACCGUGGAGAACGCCAAGAAGUACGAGCCCAAGUAUCGGCUCAUUAGGAAUGGGCUUGCAAAAAAGGUAGAAAAAUCAAGGAAGCAGAUGAAGGAAAGGAAGAACAGGGCGAAGAAGGUCCGCGGUGUUAAGAAGACAAAGGCUGGAGAUGCUGCCAAGGCUGGAAAGAAGAAAUGAGGUUCUAACUCUCGGGAAAUUAAUUUGACCAAAGUUGGUACCGCAAAUAAAGAGCUCGAUCGGAUUGAGGUAGACGUGCACUCUUUUUGUCGGUGUGGUUCACAACGUAUCAUACUGGUUUUAGAGAUCUCGUUGAUCUGAGCGUCAGCUCCUUUGUAUUGCUAGUUCAUCCUUUUGUAUUCUCCCAAGUGUGAUGUUCGAAGACAUUACAAAUGUAUUUUAAUUCCUGUUUCCUUGUGCUA